UUUGUAUACGUACUUGAGCAAUUGUGAACUUUCUAAUUAAAUCUAUCAUCUGUACACACAAUAUCUGCAUCAGUUCUUUCCUGCAAAUAGGCCUGGAACGGAAAGCACUGUAAAGGAAGAUUUACAAGAGCAAAAAAGGCAGAGUGAGUAGAAGCCAGGAAAGAAGAUUGGCAGCCAGCAUUUUUAAAUUUCUCUGUGUUACUUUGGAGGAUGUGCCUAAUUAAGUGACCAGAAACAAGUACAACAGCGAGGUGAAUACAUGACCAAGGAGAAGUGACAUAAAAACAGUUCCAAAAUGACUGAAAAGAAGUCAUCCAAGCUGAUCGGCUAUUGGAUGUCUGAGAAGAAGAGCCAAAAACUUAAUUGGACUGAAUUUGGUAACAUAUGCAGGAAAUAUGGAUUUGAUUUAGUUAAGCUGGACUUGAGCCGACCACUAGAAGAACAGGGACCAUUCACAAUUAUUGUGCACAAGCUGACGGACAUAAUAGUUUUGGCAAUUAAGGGGGACGCGAAGGCCUGUGCAAUGAUGUGCAAUGUCGAGUCGUACAUUAAAGAUCAUCCCGAAGUAUCGAUUAUCGAUCCACUGGAUAAUGUUCACAAGCUUUUGGAUCGCUACCAGGCAUAUAGCAUUAUACACAACAGUGACCUUGAGGAAGCAGGUGUCUUCACGCCUUCGUUUGUCGAACUGACGUCAAGUGAUUACAAAGAAAACUGUGAAACGUUAAGGUUGGCCGGUGUGGACUUUCCUUUUGUCUGUAAACCAUCAGUCUCUCAUGGUUCCAGCAGCGCGCAUGAGAUGGCAGUAAUAUUCAAUGAGAAUGGUGUAAAGGAUUGCCAUCUGCCAUGUGUCGCGCAAAGUUUCAUCAAUCACAACGCUCUCUUGUACAAAAUAUAUAUGGUAGGAGAUGAAUACUUUGUCGUGGAGCGGCCGUCGCUGAAAAACUUUUACCCGAGCGAUCGUGAGGCAAUCUUUUUUCACAGCCACGAUGUUUCGAAAGCAGAUUCCACUUCCAGCCUGAGCAUUCUGGAUCCGAGCGACAUGACGUUGUCGACUCCUCGUCCUGACCCUGCAAAAGUACAGCGAAUUGUCUACACUUUGAGAAAAGUGCUUGGGAUGUCGCUGUUGGGAAUUGAUAUAAUUAUUGAAAAUGGCAGUGGACGAUACGGAAUCAUUGAUAUCAAUGAGUAUCCAGGUUACGACGGCUAUCCAGAUUUCUUUGACAGCCUCAUGAAGUGCAUAUUGGAGACGAUCAACCACCAUUCGUACACGGCACGCAAAACAGACCUGUCAAGUACCGAGUUUUGCCUUCCUCUUAUGAAGCCCACCAUCAAGAGUAAGAUUAGUGACAUAAUGUCACCAGGAAAUGGUGAUCAGGAUGAUUCGGGUUUUGACACUGGUGAUUCGAGUGACGAGAAAAAGAAACGGGACUUGUCGGUGGGUUCUCUUACCGCGAGUAAGAGAUCGAGUACCGCCGCGUCGGAGUGCCGCAAUUCGCACGAGACGUCAAAGGUUUUCUGUAAACCAUCAGUCUCUCAUGGUUCCAGCAGCGCGCAUGAGAUGGCAGUAAUAUUCAAUGAGAAUGGUGUAAAGGAUUGCCAUCUGCCAUGUGUCGCGCAAAGUUUCAUCAAUCACAACGCUCUCUUGUACAAAAUAUAUAUGGUAGGAGAUGAAUACUUUGUCGUGGAGCGGCCGUCGCUGAAAAACUUUUACCCGAGCGAUCGUGAGGCAAUCUUUUUUCACAGCCACGAUGUUUCGAAAGCAGAUUCCACUUCCAGCCUGAGCAUUCUGGAUCCGAGCGACAUGACGUUGUCGACUCCUCGUCCUGACCCUGCAAAAGUACAGCGAAUUGUCUACACUUUGAGAAAAGUGCUUGGGAUGUCGCUGUUGGGAAUUGAUAUAAUUAUUGAAAAUGGCAGUGGACGAUACGGAAUCAUUGAUAUCAAUGAGUAUCCAGGUUACGACGGCUAUCCAGAUUUCUUUGACAGCCUCAUGAAGUGCAUAUUGGAGACGAUCAACCACCAUUCGUACACGGCACGCAAAACAGACCUGUCAAGUACCGAGUUUUGCCUUCCUCUUAUGAAGCCCACCAUCAAGAGUAAGAUUAGUGACAUAAUGUCACCAGGAAAUGGUGAUCAGGAUGAUUCGGGUUUUGACACUGGUGAUUCGAGUGACGAGAAAAAGAAACGGGACUUGUCGGUGGGUUCUCUUACCGCGAGUAAGAGAUCGAGUACCGCCGCGUCGGAGUGCCGCAAUUCGCACGAGACGUCAAAGUUCACCUAGCUGAAAUGUUUCUUUGAAUAUCACGCAACCAUUUUGAGACGCUGUAUAAAGCUGGAGAGUCGAAAUUGAUAUGGUCACUGAUUAUGGCACCGAAGAUAUGCAGAACGCAUCCGCAGAUAUUUUAUCUGCGCUAAAAACUUCAUUCGUUAGAGCAGAAGAGGGAGCGGAGAAAGAGGUGAAUGGUAAUUUUUGACUCUAAACGUUGGCAGUGUCAUGUAAAAAAGCAUUAUCAGAUGUUAAUGCCAUGAAGGGUCCAAGAUUUUAGAAUUUUUGUCUGUGCUAAUGAUUUUCUGUUUACUACAAACUUUUCAGAAAAUUCUACCUAAUUUUGAAAGUAGCAUUUACUUUGUAAAAUUUUUAAAUACAAAUUAUGUGAGAUAUGGAGAUGCA
Messenger RNA from Zootermopsis nevadensis, 2671 nucleotides. The record is from RefSeq and is a predicted model, not a curated record. NCBI's taxonomy places the organism in Eukaryota, Metazoa, Arthropoda, Insecta, Blattodea, Termopsidae.